Suillus fuscotomentosus is the source of this 1310-nucleotide messenger RNA. RefSeq lists its product as uncharacterized. The coding region runs from base 1 to 1026 and encodes 341 amino acids. The record is from RefSeq and is a predicted model, not a curated record. The transcript has a single exon. Lineage: Eukaryota; Fungi; Basidiomycota; Agaricomycetes; Boletales; Suillaceae.
AUGAGUAUUGAGUCACUGCCCAUUCAAUUCUACGCCAAGCGCCCAUACAAUAUGAACACUAGCGUUCGCCAAAAUCCUUUUUCAGAAGCCCAUAUGGGCAUUACGAAAUGUUUCUGCGGAAAAUUGACGGUGGAAAAUCACGAUUUCUGCUUCUGCUCUCCGGAGUGUGCUCGUGCGGAUGCCUUGACUGCUCUCGGGGGAGAAGAUUCCCACUAUCGGAAAGUCGUACGGAAGGCGUAUGUCAGCUGUGGUGCUAUUCCGCCUGUCAUAUACAGGCGCAAGGCAGGGGAGAAGACUCCGAUUACGAAGCAUGUCCCAGCCCUCCCCAUCCCUCCGAGUCAACCUGCCAAUCCAGCGCAUCAACAUAAUAUAUGUGGCCAGGAUGAUUGGUCUGCCAAAAAAGAAAAGGUGUUCCCUACGCUGGCUCAAGUGACGACCGCCGUUCUUGCUCGAAAAGCAAAGCAGGGAGGCGAAGCAGCAGCGGUCGAGACUUCGGUAAAAAUUCCCCAAGUCGCCACUCAGAUAUCCCUCGACGCGCUUCCUGUCCCCUCUCCCCCACCUAUCCAACGAACUAGGCCAGGGCUUGAUCGGGGCGCUCAUAACUCACCGUUGACACAAUUGCGCAGUGCGCCACGGCAAAUUAUGCCACUAAGAGUCGAUGACAAAUCUGUUGGCCUCAGAAGUCAACCAUCGAUCCUUCAUCCGGUAGCCGAGGAAAGAGGGAGGAGGAACGGCGACGAUGCUCCUCUUCCUCGAAAGCUUGAUCUCCGCGCAGAAGAAAGGCCGAUGUACCCACGCCUUCAACGACUAGUCCUUCCAAAUACGACCACUGCAAUCCGCCCUCCGGAUAGCCUUCGCCGCUCGGCUUCAUUCGCAGGUUGGCACAGCCCAGCUGAACAUUGCGAUCAUGUCUCAGAGGAGGGCGAAUCUCUCGAGGAAUUAUACAACCAACUUAGGGAUAUCCGAGGUUGGAUUAAGGGAUGGGAUGGAACGCUAGACUCCAACAAGAAGUUGCACGGGGUGUGAUGGGAUAAUCACUGGGGAACUCAGGUCCCAAAGGAACCCGAAAGAGAUUUUCGUAAUAUGUAUGUACCUAAUGUUUCGUAGAGAUCCUAGCUUUGUUGUCUUGCAAACACUCACUGCGGAAACGGAGUAUCAACCUGACAGGGUUGAGGUAGAAGCAGCAAUGAUAGAUAUACCAUUAGGCAAAUAGAGAAAGUAGAGAUAAACAUUGCAUCUCCUAUACUAGUACUUCUAGGGAUUCGCGCAUGGCAGGCUUUCCUGAGCAAUCAAUCCCUUGACUCCUUCCA